This is a messenger RNA of Solanum stenotomum, 676 nucleotides long. RefSeq names its product 14 kDa proline-rich protein DC2.15-like. The coding region runs from base 64 to 483 and encodes 139 amino acids. The transcript has a single exon. NCBI's taxonomy places the organism in Eukaryota, Viridiplantae, Streptophyta, Magnoliopsida, Solanales, Solanaceae. The record is from RefSeq and is a predicted model, not a curated record.
CAUUUUCACUACUAAUUAGCCACAUUCAAUUGUUGAAGAGUGCUAACUAUUAAGUUUGAAAAAAUGACUAAGUUUGGUGCAUCCUCAAUUGCCCUUGUUCUCACAUUGAACAUUCUUUUUUUCACUAUGGUUAGUUCCACUAAUGUCCCAUGCCCACCACCCCCACACCCCAAACCCCACUACCCUACCCCUACCCCCUCGACCCCAUCAUCAAAGGAUAAGUGCCUAAAGGACACACUAAAGCUAAAUGCUUGUGCCAAUUUGUUGGGUGACUUAUUGCACCUUGUUGUAGGAAUAAGUAGCCCAGCUAAGACUAAAUGUUGCUCUCUAAUUGAAGGACUUGUUGACCUUGAUGCUGCUGUUUGCCUUUGCACUGCCCUUAAAGCCAAUUUGUUGGGAAUUAAUCUAAAUAUUCCACUUUCACUCAACUUGUUGCUCAACAACUGUGGCAAAUAUGCCCCAAAGAACUUCCAAUGUGCUUAAGAUAAAUUUUUUAGUUUCUUUCAAUGUGUUUUGAUGUUUUGUUAUGUGUAUGUGCUUGUACUACUAUAGUUGCUUAUUUUCAAGUGAAGUAUAUUUUUUAUUCUAGUUGGUAAUUAGAAGGAAGGCUAGUUGUCUUCUUUUGGUUGUACUUGUAUCCUAUUUUCAUGAAAUAAAUGUCACCUUUUGAAGUUGC